Polypterus senegalus (gray bichir) is the source of this 7297-nucleotide messenger RNA. RefSeq names its product Kruppel-like factor 9 (gene klf9). NCBI's taxonomy places the organism in Eukaryota, Metazoa, Chordata, Cladistia, Polypteriformes, Polypteridae. The record is from RefSeq and is a predicted model, not a curated record. Gene Ontology annotation, biological process: regulation of transcription by RNA polymerase II. Gene Ontology annotation, molecular function: RNA polymerase II cis-regulatory region sequence-specific DNA binding; DNA-binding transcription factor activity, RNA polymerase II-specific. The coding region runs from base 509 to 1216 and encodes 235 amino acids. The transcript is spliced from 2 exons.
UGUUACUAUGCGAACACCAAAGCCCAGAAUAUAUGAGAAGUACGGCAAUUAGAAGCAACCGUGGCAAAUCAUAGUCGCGUUGAGGUAGUAGAGCAGACCGGCUUCGUGUACUUUAACACUUCGGAUCAUAAAGUGACGGAAAAGGAAUAUUUUGAGUAUCCCAGCGACUGUGAAUGUUCAACCGAGGAACGCUCACCUGCUCUACAGUAUAAGUAUUACAACGAUAAAGGCAAGUGUUUUAAUUAUGUAGCACAUUGGACUGGACUUGGUCCUGGUUUGUCACUAUAAAAAAAAUCACUGCAGUUUUCUAAUUUGCUCGGGCUUCAAGGAUUUACUUUUUCACUUUUCUUGGCUGAUGUGGAGUUGGGAGAAGUUAUUACACGUGGGCUACUGAUUGUUGAAAGGAAAAAAGUCCUUGAAAAUAUUUCAAAUCUAUCUACGCUUGCACGCUUCUUCCACCGUAUCCCGUUUUCUAACUGGGAUUGCAACGAGAAGGACACGGGCUACGAUGUCGGAGGUGGAUCUUGCGGCAGAGUGCCUCGUCUCCAUUUCUAACGGAGCAGCCGCCAGUCGCUGCCCCAGCAUGCUGCUGCACGAGGAUGCGGAUGCCAAGGACCCGCAGGAGCGCGGCACGCUGCUGAUGUUCGCCAGGAUUUUACUUGAGCUGAAAACUCACAAGCCACCGUCGCGUCUGUGUAGCUGCACCUCCGCCAAGUGCUCCUGUGGCAGCGAGGCGAGCAGAGCAGCGGAGCCGGGCGAGCUCCAUCGGAUAGGCAGCGACGCAGCGAGGAAUCACCGACUGCUUGGAAUUAAGUCUCAUCGGGGCUGCACCGUGCGGUCGACCAGAGAAAAGAAUCACCGCUGUCCUUACGCGGGAUGCGACAAAGAGUACGGCAAAUCGUCCCACUUGAAAGCACACGUGAGAGUGCACACUGGUGAAAGACCUUUCCCAUGUAACUGGCCUCAGUGUUCCAGAAAGUUCUCCCGCUCGGAUGAACUCACCAGGCACCUGCGCACCCAUACCGGCGAAAAGAAAUUCAAGUGUCCUCUGUGUGAUAAACGUUUCAUGAGGAGUGACCACCUGACAAAACAUGCCCGCCGCCAUUCGGAUUUUGACCCACGUAUGCUUGAAAAAGCUAGCUGUCGGAAGAGGUCUUCUGCCUCCUUGUCUUCCUCAGAACCUGGGGAUUUCUGUAGUACCCCACAAGAAGAGUGAUGCUUCAACAAAAGGCUAAGGUUGGAGAGGCUUUCCGGAAAAAAGUUCCACCUCGAUUCCUGGAUGAAAGUGUCAAUUUAACUUGGGCCCCCUCAAACUGUAUAGUGCUGGACACUUCUUUUUUUUUUUUCUUUUAAAUCUCGGCAGCAUAGACAUUCUUUUGACAUUUGUGGUGUUAAAAAUUUUGACCAAAACAAGGAUACAUUACAAAAAGCUAUCAGGGUAAUAGACAUUCAUGUUAUAUAAAAAGAUGACCCUGUCCGCUUCCAUGUACAGAGUGAUAAUUCAGGGAAAUGUUUCUUCAGGAAUAAUAAUGUACAGCACAGAUUAAACGACUAGAGUGACAGGCAGUUUAGAACUAUGCACCCUGCAUUCCUUCUCUUGAAAAAGCUGUGUUUGCAGUAUUACGUAUGUUCAGACUGAUUCCGCAGUUUGUUUGCACAAUUUGUACUCUUGAUGUGCAGUGCUUGCGCAUUCGAUUCUCAUAUUCCUAUACUUUUAUUUACUUACCUUCUCUGACGAGAAAUUAUCUCGGCUUGAUUGUUUUACUUGUGAAUUCUGUGAGGAAGAAUUAUGUUGUACAUAUAAAAGAAUAACUAAAACAAAAGUAUUAAGUAUGCAGUAUCAGAGAAUACAACAAACAACAAAGGCUUCCUUUGAAUUGUAUUGUCUUCUGCUUUGUGUCUGUCAUCUAGAUGACCACUUUUGCUUGCACUAACUGUAUAUUUUUGUGUCACAGAAAUGGAAAAGCGCAUUUGCAGGUUACCUACUCAGAAAACAAAAAGUCCUUCAGUACACCACUUGAUUUUAAAUGUAGCUGUUUUCAGCAGGGAUUUCAACUACAUUUCUGGAAUUGAAGAUUGAAUUUAUUGUAAAAUGCUCAGCGUGGUUCAUGUGGGUGUGGGCUUAAAUCAAGCGCCUUACUGCAUUGUGCUUUUUUGUACUAACCCCUCAAUACAAAACCGUGCAGGUUAAACAAGUUUUAAGGAAUGUGCUGCUAGAUUUUGUUUAAAUCAAAUCACAAUGUCUGUUACCUUCUCUAACACUUUACAUUAUCCUUUAUGUUAAUUAGCGACACAGAAGUUAAGCACAUAAACACUGCUGCACAGGCUUACAGUGUCAAGAAUUAUGCAUUACAGUUCAGAAUUACGAAGAGUUGUUUCCUCUUUUUUAUAACAGGUGUUUUGUAUUGUGACAGUUAAUUCACUUUCAUUUUUCCACUGUCAACUUGCUUUUGCCUUCAUUUUAAAUAAAAACGUCAAACAAAUGCAUAGCUUCCAGCCUGUGGGGACCUUGAAUUGUGCCCUAUUAGCUAUUGCUGUGAAAUGGAAAUGUGCAGUUAAGAGUAGUCAGUGUUAGUUUUCUAUCAAGAAGCUUUAAACCUUGAUAAGACUGUUUUACGAAUAUCUGAUUGUGAAACAAAAAGUUGUUUUUUGUUUUUUGUAGUAUUACUAAGGCAUGGAUUUUCAUAAAUAAUUGUGAAUAACUAAUCUAAGAAAAGAUGGCCCCAAAAUAUCCAGGGCUGGGGAUUCCAUUUUUAGAAAAUUACUACCAGUUUAUGACGUGCUUUAAUCAAUAGCUGGGUAUUCUUCCAGUGACAUCAGAAGCAUAAAGAAAAACGCACAAAGAACAGAAAAGUUUCAUUAGAAUGAAGCUUUGCUUGAUAUUAAGACACUGCACUGUCUAGCUGCAGAAAGACCAAGCCGUUCACCAUGAAGUACAAUGUCCAUUUUGUUUGAAAAUAUUUAAAUUCAGCAGCAUGGUGAUUUAGUCACAUGCAAGGGAAAAUAAAAGGUUAUUUCAAACAAAGAGAACACUUUCAAAUUCGUAUUGUAAGUAAACUAUAAAAGUACAAAAAUGGCUUUUAUUUUUCUGAAGCCAAGUUGGCACAUCUUCACACAAAAUGUAAAACCGUUGUACUUUGUUUAAUUUGCCACCAAAGAUUUCAGAAAAAUGUUUACUUAUGAAAUAUUCACUAAUGGAAUUUUAGCACUCCGCUUAUCUGCUUAUACACUUAGCAAUAUUUAAUGUGCAAUAGACUUGCUGCUGAACCUAAGUUAGUUUAGUGUUGACUUGCAUUAUUUAGAAAAUUGAAAAGUGAAUAAUUUCCUGUGCGUCAGUAAAUUAAUUUUCUAAACCCACUUUUUCCAGGACAGUGUUGUGAGGAUCUGGAACUAAAGCACAGGGUACUCUCAUGACAUAAGGGUAACUAUUACUGUAUUUGCUACACACUUUAAAGCCAGAACUACCUAUGUUUAUCAAAUUAAGAAAUACUGUAGUACAUAAGCAAUCAAUUUAAACAGAAACUGCUUGCAAACAUGUUGGUUUAGAUCGGGGUGGGCAAAAUGUCGCUCCUGAAGAGCCGCUUGGCUACAGGUUUGCAUUCCAACCCAAUGGCUUAAUUAGAAACCAAUCCUUUAUUUCAUUUUAUGGCUUGUUGCUCUGCAAUGUAAGGUUUUAUAUCUGAGGAUAUAUCAUCCAAAUGAUUUGAAGCCUAAAAAGGAUCAUUUUAAAUCUGUCACAUUUUCUAUUAAGUGUUUUAUUAAAUCAAACAGUACAUGAUAAAAUUAUACAGAUGAAAAUGGAAUCGAGCAAGAAGGAAAACUGCUGGCUGCUUUGUCUUUACAUCUUAUUGCUAAUAAGGAGCCAUUAAAACACUGAAUACAGCUGUUUAAUUAAGGGUGGGGACCCUUAACAAGCGAGACCACUAAAAUGAAGCAUCAAAAUGUCACCUGAGCAAUAAGCGCUUCAUCAGUAGUAAUUGACUUCUCAUUAAGAAACUGGGUUGGAACAAAAACAUGCAGCCACUGCCCACCCCUGGUUUGGAUGCAACAAACAUUUCACAUAGAAGAGGACCAUGGAUUUAUCACAAGCCGCAUCGGUUGUUGUGUAAAUUUAAAGAUCACAACAUGCAUUUUUGGUUUCGAAAUAACUCCUCAGCAUCUGUUAGACAUUGAUCAUACUUAAAAGGUGGGAGUAGCCAGCGAGUUGAGUGCAUCUUAGCUUUCUAAGGUCACAUAAAACAGGGAUCAUAACUGUGCUAACUAUUCUAGGUGACAGAUCUGAAAAUGUAAUAGAUGUAUUGAACUUCACUGUGAUCAAAUAUUUGUGACAUGUGCUUAAAAUUCUAGACAGGUUUUAAAUACUUGAUUGGCCUGUUGGUCAAUCUCUCUCUCAGGUCUGCUGAGAUUAUUUUGUUAAACUCCUGUAUUCCUAUAUAAUGUAAUUCAUAGCUCUUCAGCUACUUUUGGAAUUAAAGUCACUAUGCUUACUGCAAAUGUUUUGAAAUUUAUAUUUAGAUACGUGGCUUUAAUAUUAGCAGUUGCCUUGAUGCAUAGCUAUGGCUGCAUUGAGCAAACAAUGAAAUAAACAGAAUAGUUUUAGGGAUAGUGUUAAACGUUUAGGACAUCUUUAGAAAUGUUCAUUAAAAUCCUUGCAAGAAGCAGUAGCCCUGUUUGCUCUUUUUAGUGUAUUCAGUGCAUAAUAGUUCUGCUAGUUUAACAAAGAUUUAUCAAUGUGUCAAAUACUCGGCAGCCUGCGUAACCAGACCCCUCAAAAACAAAACAUUUCCAAAAACCGAUUUCCUAGGGAGCUGAAGUAAGCAGAGGGCACUAAACUACAUCACUUCUUGUUCACAAUAUCUGCCAUUGCUUGGGACUUCUCUUCAGUGCCAUCAUUUUCUGUUUAAGUGCUGGUGAACUAUGAUGGAGUAAUGCAGCUGAUUUUGUAGAAACACGUUAGAUUUGACUAAAUUGUUUUGGUCAAGAUUUUAGAAUAAUGUUUCCUAAUGUCUUAUUUGUAUUGUUAGAAACUUUCAUUGCUUCUGAAUUGACAGUAUGUGUACAGAUAAAGCACUAGAGCCUUUGUUCUUUGUUCAGCAUUAAACAGCACUCUUGUGUAUUUUCCCCAGCCAAUCUGAGUAAUAUUCAUAAAAUAUUUGCAAACUAAAUUAACUUGCUUUCUUGUACCAUACUAUGAGUAAGAAGUACUUCCAUCUUUCAUGCCCACACACAGCCAUUACUUAUUCCCUCAUCGUCAUUUGUUAUGCUGCAUGAUUCAUUCACCAUAAAACUAGAGGCCUUAAGAACUAUACCAUCUCAGCCUUAAACUAUCAGGGACUUGAUCGAUUUAUUUAAGCAAUGCUCAUAUCGUGCCAUGAAACAUACCACACAUCUUGCCUAAUGCCCCCUCUCCCAACUCAACUCUCAAUUUUAAGUGAUAUGUUAGUUCUCAUUAAAAGUAUUUACCAAUAUAAUUGAAGAAUGACACAGCGUAAUUAUUCAAUCUCACAUCAAAUAUAAUAAAGAAUCUGUCUGGAAGGGAGCAUUAUACUAUUUACUACAGACAUCGGAUUAACUGCAAGACCCCGUCUGCUGAUUAUUUAAUUUCAUUAAAACUUCACAUUCUAAAUAUAUUUAUUUUUGGUACAGUGCAAUCGGUCGUCCGUUUACAAGAUUUGAUUCCUCUUUUUCACAUGGCUAUUCAUUUGUAUUCAGUUAUUGUAUUAUUGUCUGUUCAAGUUUUAUUUUAUCUAUGAAUUUCUCAGCCCGGUUUGCCGUUAUUGGCCGUUGCCAGUCUCUUAACUGUACUUGAGCUUAGAAAUUCUUUUUUUUUCUUUCAGGUGCUUGUUAAGUGUUAAUUUUUGAAACAUUCCUUAAAAGGGAGUGCAGUUCUAAUAAACUGAUAUGCAAACAACAAUGAUUAAAGAGUGAUUUGUUCAGCUUCGCUCACCCACCCAACCUACCAAGUACAAAUUACAACAUAUUUAACACUGAUUACAAAAGUAAAGUCACAAUAUGUAAUCCAAAUCCAAAAGAAUAAGUUCAGGUUUGAGUUUUCUAAGCGGCAUGCUAUAAGUGCAGAAAGAGAAUGGCAAAAAAAAUAGGUUCAGCAGUAGCAAGUUAUGGUACAGUCCAGAAGACUCUUCAACAGUCAGCUCUGGGCAGCUCUUGCUUUACAUGCCCACGACAAACGACUUUGCCUUCUUUUGAUGGGAAUGGUUGGCUUUUGGAUUUAAUUCUCUACAUGCCAACAUUGUGGUUUAUGUGAAGACUUUAAAUUGACAAUUUUACUUUGCUUUGCACAUUACUUUCUCUACAGACUAAUUUACAUUAGACAUUGCUGUCAUGAAUCUUUUACCAGUAAACAAUGUAUAUACUGCAGCACAUAACACUAUUUUAUUAUUUUCAAAAAUAAAUAUGCAGCAAUUUUCAUAUGCAACAGUUACUGGCAGAAGGCUUGAUGUGAUAUUUUGAAAGCAGACAGCUAUUUUAAUCUAUAUAGUCUAUAAUCUUUUAGAUUUCCAAAUAUUACCAUAGAAAUAAAGAAAGAAAAAUAAUAUAGACGGCCGUCUCAAAGAAGGCUGCGGUUUUAAGUUGUUACCGAUGUUCUACUGUUAUCACAUUGAAUGUGUGGCAGCUUCAGACAUAAAAUAGUACAGAAAACUUGUGCAAUAAUUUUUUUCAUGUAUUGAGUUAUCUGUUACUUCUUUGAUCAGUGUUUGUUAAAAAUGAGGGAAUAUUUCACACACAGUCUACCUCGAUCAAUUUAUUUUGCUUUUUGUGAAAAUCCAAGAUCAAUAAGGAAAGGAGAAGCCCAGAUUAGUCUGCGUGAUUCAGGAAUGUAAAUAGAACUUUUUAUGUUUCAGGACAUUUGAUGAAUUGCGUUUAUUUGUAAAUAUUCAUUAUUAACAUUUUUUUUUUUUACUCAGUAGUUUUUCCAGCAGACUUAAACGUAGCAGUAUGGUUUCUUGUUCUUUGUGCUUCAGUGUUUACCAUUUGAAACCGUCAUAUGCAUUUGCUUCCAACAGACAACUAACUUCAUUGUGUGAGGUUGGGUAACUUUUGUUUUAUUUAUUUAAGAAACUAUGUUAGGUUUCACUUGCUGUCUUAAUUAAUAUAUAGGGAUGUACACAGUGCCAAUAUAAAGACAAGCUAGCUAUUGGUAAAUAAAGAAUAGAUCAAUGCACUUGGUUAUAUAUUUGGGAAAACACCUAUUUAUGUUUCCUUACUGUAUGCAUUUUACAUGCUUGUGCUUUUUUCUUUAAUACAAAUAAAUUUCUUGCUCUUGCAGUUCUCAAAA